CCCCCAUAAUGCAUCGCGGUGCUGUCAUGGCCGCUCACUGAAGCCUUCCGCAGCACAUGGGCACGGCUGAACACCGGGCUGGACGGGCACGAUCACGAUCACACGCGCAGCAUCGGCAACUGGGGGGUGUAAUCAGGAAUAAGAAUCACAUCUGAGAGCGAUCUGCGGAGAGCUGCGCGAGCCGCCCCUCGGAGAGAUGGCGCGAGAUGUGGAGGUGGCCGUUCUGCGGGGUUUCCUCACUGCAGGAGGAGGAGAGCCGGCGGAGCGGCAGCGGGAGCAGCGCGAACCCGGAGCCGCAGAGAGCAGCCAGCUUCUCCGGUGUCUAAUGGAUGGUGAUUUCGAGGGAGUGCUCUUGAGUCCCAUCGUGUUGGACAUCUUUGGUGGGGACAGCAGUGGCGAGGAGACAAUCGAAGCCUACCUGGAGAGAUGCGUAUUGAGUUACCUGAGCGGCUCCAAUGAUGAUGACAACCAGGCAGAGAGGGAGACUGUUUUGUUCCUCCUGUCCGUGGCCUGCCUGAACCUCUUUGCCCAGAGCAACUGGACUGGUCCCUCCAUCAGCAUUCACAUCCAUGACUUUCUGCCUGCCACCCUGCUGCGUGUCUACUCUGAGCCCCAAGAGCUCACUGCAGCCAUUGUGAGCAGCCUAAUUCUGGACGGCGAGAGUGUCUACUCCUUGGUCUGCAACCCGUUCCUGUUGCUACUUGUCAGGGUCCUCUUGGUCAACUGUGGGCACAAGUUGGAAAGUUUUCAGCUUCUACCGUGGUGGACCUUGAGGUACGUUGGCCUGCAUCAGCAGCUCCUGGAGGAGCGUUCCCCUCAGCUUCUGGCCCUGUCGCGCAGCAGCAUGGACAAAGUGAUGAAGUCAGAAGCUGUCCUUGCCGACGACGCCCACCGUAACCUCGCCAUCCAGCUCCAUCUGGAGUGCGGCUACAACUGCCUGACAUACUAUGAGUACCAUGCAGCCAAGGAGCACUUCCAGAAGGCUCGAGAGCUGUCCCGCCUGGACAUCAACUUGACAGGUGCCCUUGGUAAGCGGACCCACUUCCAGGAGAACUUCCUGGCCCAGCUCAUCUUGGACGUCCAGCGGAAGGAUGAUAUGCCCCUUCCAGGAACGCCAUGUACCCCUUCACCCACUCCAAAGGAAGGCCUGCCCAAGAACCAUGACCUGGACGAUGACACAGUCCUGAACAAGAUGAACCUGGCAGAGCCGGGGAAGCACAAGUUACCGGACCUGACCGCUGAGGAGCAAGCAGUCAUCCUGGCAGUGUGCACGGAUCUCCAGAAAACCAACCCUGUCCACAAGCUGACUGACGAGGAGAUCCUUGCCUUCAUGUCGUGCCUGCUGUCUCAGCCCAAGUUCUGGGCUGUGGAGGUGACUGCCCUGAGCAUGCGGACCAAACUGGAGCGUGGCAGUGCUCGGCGGGUGGAGAGGGCCAUGAAGCAGACGCAGACACUGGUGGACCACUUUGAAGAGAAGAGCUCCCCAGUGGCUGAGCGUCUGAAAGUGUUCUACAGUUGCCAGGUGCCUCCGCGAUGGACCCUUCAGCGUCAGCUUGCUAGUUUACUGAUGGACCUCGGCUGCACCAACUCCGCACUGCUCCUGUACGAGAGUCUAGAGUUGUGGGAGGAUACGGUCAUCUGCUACGAGAGGAUUGGCCAACACGGAAAGGCAGAGGAGAUCCUGCGACGUGAGCUGAAGAAAAGGGAGACCCCCUCACUAUACUGUCUGCUGGGUGAUGUACUGCGAGAUGCACAGUACUAUGAACGUGCCUGGGAGCUUUCAGGUCAUCGCAGUGCGCGAGCACAACGCUCCAUGGCUCUGCUGCACCUUAGCAAUAAGGAGUUCCAGAAGUGUGUGGAGUGCUUUGAGCGCUCGUUGCGUAUCAACGCCAUACAGUUGGGAGUGUGGUUCUCCCUGGGCUGCGCUUACUUUGCUUUGGAGAGCUACGAGGGUGCUGCCAGGGCCUUUCAGAGAUGUGUGACCCUGGAACCAGAUAAUCCAGAAGCCUGGAACAAUCUCUCCACAGCUUACAUUCGACUCAGACAGAAAAACAAGGCCUUUCGUGCACUACAGGAGGCAUUGAAGUGCAAUUAUGAACACUGGCAGAUCUGGGAGAACUUCAUCGCUGUGUGCAUCGACGUGGGCGAGUUCGGUGAGGCCAUCCAUGCCUAUCACCGCCUCAUGGACCUGCGGGACAAGUACAAGGACCUGCAGGUGCUGGAGAUCUUGGUGCGGGCCGUGGUGGAGGAGUUAACGGACAGCCGAGGAGAACAAGCCACUUCCCUGAGAGCUAAGGUGCAGGAGCUGUUUGGUAGGGUCACGUCCAGGACAACCACUGAUGCUGCUAUCUGGAGGAGCUAUGCUCGGCUGUAUGGGGAUGGGCACAGCCAGAACCCAGAGGACAACGAAAAGGCCCUGCAGUUCCUGUCUAAGGCUCACCGCUGUGACAUACAAGUUAGCGGCUGGGAGAAAGAUCCAGAGAGCUUUGGGCUUCUGAUCAGGAGAGCCACGGAGCUGGCCAAGCUUUCAAUCAACUGCAGCAGGACAAAGAGCAACCCCCAGGAGGCACUGCAGAUGCUGUCAUCUGCUCGUCUCACCCUGGGUAGCCUAACCACCAAGGCCAAGCAAAUGCACACAGAUGUUGCCACGGGUGAGCUCCAUCCUGUCUUGGCUGAUGAGGUCGGAGCCAUGGAGAAUUUGGUCAAAGAGCUGCAAGAACUAUCUGCCCAGCUACGCAACCAAUGAAGAUCGAACCUCCGACUCUGACACUUUUUUUUUUUUUUUUUUAUCCAUUUUUAACUGUGUAUGUAUAAUGAUUUAAAUGUAGAAUUGCCAUGGGUCUUCAUGUUGAUGAAGGCAGUAAAGCGUUACACAGUGAA
Scleropages formosus (Asian bonytongue) is the source of this 2880-nucleotide messenger RNA. RefSeq names its product tetratricopeptide repeat domain 27 (gene ttc27). The coding region runs from base 197 to 2746 and encodes 849 amino acids. The record is from RefSeq and is a predicted model, not a curated record. The transcript has 20 exons. NCBI's taxonomy places the organism in Eukaryota, Metazoa, Chordata, Actinopteri, Osteoglossiformes, Osteoglossidae. Gene Ontology annotation, molecular function: protein binding.